Durotheca rogersii is the source of this 1582-nucleotide messenger RNA. RefSeq lists its product as uncharacterized. NCBI's taxonomy places the organism in Eukaryota, Fungi, Ascomycota, Sordariomycetes, Xylariales, Xylariaceae. The transcript has a single exon. The record is from RefSeq and is a predicted model, not a curated record. Bases 242 to 1375 code for a protein of 377 amino acids.
AGUUAUGCUACACGCAUACAUACGUACCCAACAUGCAUUCCUACCUAGGUGCCUUUCAAAUUACCCUCGGUCUAAGCAAUCCCGGGCGGGAGAGAUGCGCAGGACUUUGCAGACAUGCCACUUCGGAGAUGCAUGUUAUACGGAGCAGGAUGUGUGUCUGCUUCGUGAUAUUUAGCCAAUCAUCAAAUUUUAGACUGUCGCUAUAUAUGUACGCCGGCAGCACGGACGGACGUACGUGUGUAUGGGUGCAUGUAAGUGGGCAGAAAAUUUUCCCCUCCGUCUGGCUUCUGGGCUGCCCAUCGUUGACGAUGAGGGACGGGGCGGGGGGGGGGGGGAUGGGCAUGGACGGAUGGGCCGUCGCAUUUCCAGAGAAGGGGAGGGGAGCGAAGUGAAGAGUCGAAUCAGAGGAUGGCGAAGAGGACGCGCUGACACGGUGAUUACCUGCGUGGGUGAUCGGCAUCUAAGCCUGGGAUUGUUAGCUGGGCAGUCCUAUUUGCGAGAUGGAGAAGCCAUCAGGAGAGGAACCAGCAAAUAUCUGGCCGUCCCCUUGCAAGCUGCUUGCUGCCAGCCGUUGUUGGGUGGCCAACGGAUGUCUCUCGUGCCCAACUCUCUCGCUUCUCUUUGCUCGCCCUAUGUGUGCGCUUCUGCCAAUCCGCCUCUGCCUCUUUCUGCUUAUCGUUCUUGUCUCUCUUCGUUGUCUCUCUCUUAUCUCUCUAUCUCGCCAAUCCUCUCCGUCCUCCUCGCUCUUACACACACACACACACGCACACAUACACGCACACAUACACACAUACACACCACGCACCGCAUAUGCCUCCGUACCAUGCCUCCCUCCUCGUCACAUAUCACGUACCCUCGGCCCUCCCCUCCCUUUCCUGAUCCGAGAUGGGGGAAGGCUUUGAGGCUCGCGAAAUCCGAUCCGAGCGAGAUUGUGGGCGUCUCCUCGAAACGGCCAGGUGCAGGCUGCCCCUUCAAAUCCCAAGAGAGAGCCGGGCCAGAAGCGCCGGCGUCUUGGUUCCGGGAACGUGGUCCGGCUGGGACUACCGCCGCUGCUAGUGCUAUGGGUGGCCUGCCGUCCUUCCUGUGCUACCCAGGAUGCAAGACACGGCCGAUGCCAUUCAGGAUCGGUUCCAACCAGCGCGCGGUACCUACCUGGACCUACGUGUGUACAUCCGUUCCGUAUGGGUGCCCCCGUUCGUUAUCGCUGCGUAGGACUGUGGACCGCAACGCUCCCAUACAGGUGAUAUAUAUAUAUUAUCACCAUACAUGCACAUAUUAUUUACCCUCACCAAUAUAUAUGUAUAUAUAUACACGCACGCACACACACAUACACACAUACACACACACAUACAUAUAUAUAUAUAUAUCCAAUUAGUGUCUCCUCGUAUGGGCACGACAACAAGUCCUCGAUAACCUUGCUGCCAUUCACAAUAUGGCUAUUCGAAUCACGACAUAACGGGUGAUACUAUCGACACCUUAAUGCCUGGUGGAGAGCGCCGGUGUUCUAUCCCCAUCUCGCGGGAGCGCCCGCCCCCCGGCCAUCAGCAGGUUAUGGGGGGUUUUUUUUUUUCUUUUUUUUCUU